Durusdinium trenchii is the source of this 2110-nucleotide messenger RNA. The record is from the annotation of a GenBank genome assembly. Lineage: Eukaryota; Dinophyceae; Suessiales; Symbiodiniaceae.
UGAGGCCACCCCCAGCCCGCAACUCACACCGCCGUGCCUGUUUGCGCGAUGGGCUCAAGUGGCUGGAGGGCUUGGCCUACCUAUUGUCCAUCAUGACAGCAAUGAUGCACCUGUUGCCUCAUCCGAAGCCGCCCAGUCCUGCUUCUUUGAAGCUGAACGGAAGGACUUUAUCCUGGCCAAUCGAAUCCUCUUCCAUCGCCUAGUCGGCCAAGUCAUGCCCCUCGAGACAAUUGCUGACGACGUGCUUGAUGCUAUAUAUGGUCAAGAACAAGAACAGGUUGAAAUGUUGUGGAGCACGCUCCUCUGGGAAGUUGCCAUCCGAAAGCAGUACUGGUUUGACGUUUCGACUCAGUCGCUCCCGCAUGUGAUACAGAUCAACUGCGGUGGCCUCGGAGGCAAUUCACUAGACAGCCCGAUUCCUCCGCACUUCCACUGCACAAGCCCUCCCGUUAGUGGAUGUUGCGUGUACGGACCCUCAUUGUCGCCAGCUGACUGCACAGAAAGUACCCGAACGGGAGUAGCUGCAGGUCACACGACCAGCUUACACGAGCUCGCCACUCUCAUGCUGCUGCGCUCUUCAAGUGUGGUGAUUUGUUGGGUGCUGUGUUCUUCAAAUGUGGUGAUUGGUUGGAUGCCGUGGUGUGCAAGUGUGGUGAUUGUUGUGUUGCGGCUCUUGGAGUUGGGUAAUUGAUUGGGUCUUUUGGUGUUCAUGUUUGGGUAACUGAUCGUGUGCUAUGAUCUUCAACUUUGGACAGUUGCUUGUGUGCUGCGAUCUUCAAAUUUGGUGAUGGAUUUGGUGGGGAUUCGGUUUCAUGAUGCUACAACUUUGGGGCUGCAUCUUGUUUGGCAUUGGUGUUUUUGAUGUCGAAAUAGGUCAAAAAAUGGUGGUUGUCUAUCGUGAUCAAUUUUUCAGCCUUUUGUCCUUUUGUGUCUUAUUAAAAAAUGGUCGCAAGCAAAAAACAGCCCCCAACAAAGUCCAUCAGCACAAAUGUGGCUGUAAAAACAAUGUUUGAAUGGAUGAUUUCUCGUCAACAAUCUCAGGAUGUGCUCUGGGAGCUGACGAGAAGACCGGCCAGAUCGAUGUUUUCGACGACCAGCUAGAAGAUCCCAACAGCUCUUCAUCCACAUCGAUGUCGCAGGAGGGCAUCCCUUCACAUCACUUGAUGCCAGACCGACCGUAGCAGUGAAGACCUUGGAUGACUCAUUGCACCUUAGAGCAUUGACAGAGCUUGGAGAAGAGCGCGUGGCUGACCCAUUGCGUUUCUCGAGAGGUUUGAGGGACAUUCGCGCUCAGUUCCAUUCAGAAGAGCAGGGAGGAGUUAUGCAAGAAGAAAAAACUCAUGAACCAGUUCUAGAAGAACCUUUUAGUGAAGAACCGAGCCCAGAAGGAACUUUGAGUCAACCAGGCUAAGAACGCUAUGACGCAGUUGCGCAGACUGGAAAAAGUGGAGGAGGAGAUCAUGAAGAACAAACUGACGGACCGAGGAGACGUAUUAAUCGCUUGGUCGGGUGUUGUGUUUGUUGCUUGGCACUUCAUGCUGGAGACUCUUUCAAAAACAGCACGAGCUGACCUAUGCGCUUCCUGCAUGAAUGGCGGCUCCACCCGUGCAAAAAAAUAUUCACCGCUUGGUCGCCGUGAAGGGGAAAGUGAUGGUGACAUCAACAUCCUGAACAUCAUGGAGAAGAAGAACAUCUACUUCGGUCACAAGUUCGACGAGUGCAGCAACGCGCGGAUGCUUGUGACGGAGUUGAACGUCUUCGAUUGGUGGACAUGGGCCAUGGACGCUCAGGACAUGGAGGGAAAGGGGGGAAUUGAGAAAGCAGUCAAUGAGAUGGAAAAGGAGUCAGUGAGGCUGAAACCAUUCGAGAACGACAAGCGCACAGCAGAAGAGGAGCUCCAGCAAGAGGGAGAGCCUCCCUACUCGACAUGAACGGAGAUGACAUGGACAACAUGCAGGAACCCAAUGACACGAGAGCCGAAACUUUUGGCCAAGGUGGCUUAAGUUAAGACAAUCUUCUUACCGCCGAAGUCUGUUUCAAGACUUGAAUUUCAUGAUGGAAAAGCGCGGACACGUGUGAGAGUUGAUCACAUCCAAUCAUGACAUGUACA